UUGUUUCUAAACAGGACCUUUGUGACUUUGUCCACUUGCAAAUGUUGUCACCAGGUCGCGAUCUGGAAGAGUAAACAGCCCAUUGUAAGUUCCAGUAGAUAAAUUAUGGCACUUGUGCAUCAAAAUCAGAGGACUGCUUGCUUGUUCUGGUGAGAGGACAUAUUCUGGGACACUCUUUACUCCAAGCUGUAAGAUCAUCAUUAAAUCCUUUCAGUCAUGGCUUUCAAGGCAGCCAUCUUUGAUGUAGGUGGAGUUCUGAAAGAAAAUCCUGAUGCUUAUUUGAAGCAGUACUCGGAAAAAAAUGGCCUGCCUUCGAUGUUUAUGAGGGAGGUCUUUCAUAAGGGAUCUCCAAACAAUGCCUUCAGUAAAAUGGAAUCAGGAGAGUAUACAUUUUCCCAGGGUAUCGGUGAGCUGCAGAGAGAUUUUGAGAAGGCAGCCAAAGAGAAGAAUGUUAAACUUCCAAAGUCAUUCAACAUUGAGAAGAUAAUGAUGGAUCUGCUGAAACUUCCUAUUUACAAAGAAAUGAUCAAUGCCAUCAUAGGCUUGAAGAACAAUGGUCUGAAAGUUGGUGUCUUAACCAACACCUUUGUUUACGACCUUCCUUUAUUGGAUGAUGAGGACCCUGUGCGCCGUACUGUGUCAAUGAAGCUCAUCUUUGACCAGAUCAUUAAAUCAUGUCAUGUUGGCAUGAGGAAACCAGACCCAGAGAUCUACAAAUUGGCAUGCAGAGAGAUGGGGGUGGAACCCAAAGAAGUUAUCUUUGUGGAUGAUCUGGAGAGCAAUGUGAAUGGUGCAAAGGCCGUUGGCAUGACAACUAUCUUGUUUACUGAUGUCAAAUCUACUCUGACAAGGUUGCAAGAAUUGACUGAUGUUAAUGUCUUUGAAAAGGCAAAACCAAUUUCAGUUGACCCAGAGAAGAUUGCCCACGGAUAUGCAACCUCAGAGGAUGGUGUAAAGCUGCACUAUGUCGAGAUGGGAGAAGGACCAGCAGUCAUUCUGUGUCAUGGUUUCCCUGAAUCUUGGUAUUCCUGGAGGAAACAGAUUCCUGCUUUGGUCUUAGCUGGCUAUCGAGUCAUUGUUCCUGAUCAGAGAGGCUUUGGUCUUUCCUCGGCUCCUAUGGAAAUCAAGGAUUAUACUCAUGAUCAUUUGUGCAAGGACAUCAAGGACAUCAUGGAUUCCUUGAAUAUUCCUCGAGCAACUGUUGUUGGUCAUGACUGGGGCGGUGUUGUCGUGUGGUUGAUGGCACUUAGAUAUCCAUCCCGUGUCAGAGCCGUGGUAGGUGUCAACACACCAUACUUCCCUCCUGACCCACGUGUCAACCGUUGGGACAGAAUCCGUGAGGAUCCAGGCGUUCUUGAUUAUCAGCUGUACUUCCAGGAACCGGGCGUGGCUGAAGCUGAACUUGAGAAAGACUUGGAGAAAACCUUCAAAUAUUUCUUCAGAACAUCUAGUAAACAGGAUUAUUACCCUGGAAUGGAGAAGUGUACUGUCGCCAACGUAAGGCAGAGGGGUGGUUUGCUUGUUGGUGUUCCUGAUAAUCUUCCAUUACCCUCCCUGCUGACGGAGAAAGAUCUGGCCUACUAUGUCAAACAAUACAAGACAUCAGGAUUCAGGGGUCCUCUGAACUGGUACCGAAAUCAUGAUCAGAAUUGGAAAAAUUCUGUAAAAGAUGUUGGUCGCAAGAUUUAUGCACCUUCUCUGAUGGUGACUGCUGGCAAGGAUCGAGUGUUGCCACCAGAGCUCAGUAAACCAAUGGAAGAAUGGGUGCCUAAUCUGUCCCGAGUUAACAUUGAGGAUUGUGGCCACUGGACUCAAAUGGAAAGACCUAAUGAGCUGAAUGAAGGUCUCAUUAAAUGGCUGAAUGACGUCCACAAAAAAGCCAACAUCCCAGUGCUUCCAAGAUUUUGACUUGGAUAUAUCCUCCAGAGCAGUUUAUCUGGCAUCUUAUAAAGAGGGAAACAAACAUACAAAUCCAGACGAACAUCACCAAAUGCAUGAGACAUUGAUAUAAUUAAAGAAAAAAGCAAGGCUUUGGUGUAUAGUGUUAGCCGCCCCCAUCCAGUACUGUUCCAUUCAUUCAUAGAUGCUGUGAUAUGAAAAAUAAUUUUACUCAGUUGGGCAGAUUUGGAUUAAUGAAUUAUCAGAUGUGAAAUACAGGUUUGUCUUGUUGAAAAUUCAUAAGACUAUGCAAAUUUGUCAGACCGCUCUCAUUCUAAACAUAACUGUUUUAAAUGCAAAUGUUUGGACACACAAUGUAUUACAUGUAUUGUUGAUGAAGGUAAGCCUUUGUUUCCAUUGUGGAAACUUUCCCAGGGUUCCUCUUUUUCAAUGUAAAUGGUAGUAGAUUGUAACAAAGUAAACAGUUGUUACAUUCCUUUAAGUCCUUUUUUUAAGUAUUUUUAUUAACACUUUUUAGAACUCUAGUACUUUAGUUUUCUGUUCUUGCAUGAUUGGCUAUCUGCCUGUACUUGUGCCAGUUUUGGUCGAUGUCAUUUUCUGUUUUUACUUGAAAUGCUGACCAAUGCAUAGGAUUUAACUGAGAUAUCACUAAGCAAACAGAUGAGUGUUUCUGCCACUUUUAUUGGAGAUUUACGCUUAGUGUGAUAUAAUUCAGUGGUCAGUGUUAGCAAGCCGUAUGAGACAAUUUCUCACGUCUUAAAAUAAGCCACCUCUUUCUUUUCUUGAAUUUUUGUCAUUGGUCUUUACCAGGAUUUAAGUAUUCAUGAAAUAGCAUGAAAUUUUAAAGAUUCAUUUUCUGCUACAUGGAAUUUAACUUCAACAUAUUUUAUCAGUUUUUAAAACUCAGUUAUCAGUCUGAAAUUUCUAACUAGUUUCUUGGAAGUAAACUUUUGAAGAUU
Molecule: messenger RNA, 2858 nt
Organism: Acanthaster planci (crown-of-thorns starfish)
Lineage: Eukaryota; Metazoa; Echinodermata; Asteroidea; Valvatida; Acanthasteridae
Product: bifunctional epoxide hydrolase 2-like
Molecular function (GO): catalytic activity
Source: RefSeq, a predicted model, not a curated record